UAUUAGAACUGUAACGUGACUCAAAAUGGCGAAGGAAUACAAGCGCUAAUUCACGAAAGGAGGUCCCUGCAGCAAUCCGUGAAUUAGUUAGUUAUAUAUCGAGAGAUGGAUAAUCAUAGAGAAGAAUUAGCUUUGCGGAAAAAUUAUUGUUGCAAAUCUCAACAUUGACGGUUUUUAUUCGUAUAAGUUCCUGUUUAACUCAGAAAGGAGAGGGCAACUUCAUACAGCUGCAGUGAAACAUCCAGGCAGCAGUUGUUGUAUGCACAAUGUCUCCCAUCUCAGCCAUGGAAACCUGUAGCUCCUGUGAUGUGAUUGGCCUCUUUAGUGGUGUUCCAUCAGUAGUGCCCUUCAUGCAUGAACACUAAGUUUUUGACGAUGGCCUUCCCUGCUCUAGGUAGAUUUUUUUUUUUGUGAGUACAUGUGAGAGGUGAUAUUCACAGACCUGUGUACUCUGUUAGCCAUGGCGGAGGAACGUCGGCAGAAGCAGUGUUCAGUCGUCCUGCCCACAGAGUCCAUGAAGGCCAUGGCAGAGUCUGUGGGAGUGGGGCAGUUACAGGAGGAAAGCUGCGUAGCCCUAAGUGAAGAAGUCAGCUACAGAAUAAAAGAAAUUGCACAGGAUGCUCUCAAAUUCAUGCAUCAUGGGAAGAGACGUAAAUUAACCACCAGUGACAUAGAUAAUGCUCUCAAACUAAAAAAUGUGGAGCCACUGUAUGGGUUCCAAUCGCAAGAGUUUAUCCCAUUUCGCUUUGCAAGUGGUGGUGGAAGAGAGCUUCAUUUCUAUGAGGAAAAGGAAGUUGACCUCAGUGACAUUAUCAAUACACCGCUCCCCAGAGUUCCACUAGAUGUGUCUCUCAAAGCCCACUGGUUAAGUAUUGAGGGGGUGCAGCCGGCUAUUCCAGAAAAUCCACCACCAGCACCAAAAGAGCAACAAAAGGUUGAAUCUACAGAGCCCCUCAAAGUUGCCAAACCUGGUCAGGAGGAGGAAGGUACGAUUCAAGGCAAGGGUCAGGGGGCAACAGCUGCUGAUGGCAAAGGCAAGGAUAAGGGUCUAAUAAGGUUGAAGCCACGCAGCACUCAUGAGUUGUCUGUGGAACAGCAGCUCUACUACAAGGAAAUCACAGAAGCGUGUGUUGGCUCCUGUGAAGCUAAGAGAGCUGAAGCUUUACAGAGUAUUGCUACAGAUCCUGGACUGUAUCAGAUGCUUCCAAGAUUCAGCACAUUUAUUUCUGAAGGAGUUCGUGUAAAUGUGGUGCAAAACAACUUGGCUCUACUGAUUUAUUUAAUGCGGAUGGUCAAAGCUCUAAUGGACAACCCCACCCUGUAUUUGGAGAAAUACCUGCAUGAGCUCAUCCCAGCUGUGGUGACAUGUAUUGUGAGUAAGCAGCUAUGUUUGCGACCAGAUGUUGACAACCACUGGGCUUUACGAGACUUUGCUGCUCGCCUCAUGGCCCAAAGUUGUAAAACGUUCAGUACUACAACCAACAACAUCCAGUCUCGUAUUACCAAGACUUUUACUAAGAGUUGGUUGGAUGACAAAACCCAGUGGACGACUCGUUACGGCUGCAUCGCUGGACUUGCUGAACUAGGACCUGAUGUGAUUAAGACGUUGAUCCUUCCUCGGCUUUCUGUAGAGGGUGCUCGCAUCAAAGCAGUGAUGGAAGGACCAGUGGUCUCCAAUAUUGAUAAGAUAGGAGCUGACCAUGUUCAAAGCCUCUUACUGAAACACUGUGCAAGUGUUAUUGCCAAGAUACGACCUCAGCCUGACAACGUGGAGCAGUAUCGGACAGACUAUGGUUACCUCGGACCCAUGCUUUGCUCCCAUGUAAUGAAGGCCAGGACUCAAGCAGCACUGCAAGCUCAACAAGUCAACAGAACCACAUUAACAAUCACCCAGCCUCGUCCAACCCUUACAGUCUCACAAAGUGGGUUAAGUGGGUCGGCAGGACCUCGCACUCCCAGCAUCAUUAAAGUUCCAAGCUCCCUCACCCUGAUGUCCCCUCGACCAGGGACCCCAUCACAGCCAUCUCCCCCGGCAACAAAGUACAUCGUCAUGACAACCAGUGCAGGAGCUGCCUCCACUCAGCAGGUAAUCACCCUCAGCUCUUCCCAGUCCGCCUCAUCAGUCACUAGCACUGUUCCCAGCGCCACUUCGACCUUGCAGCCUUUGGUAAAACUGGAGUCUGGCAGUGGCCCUGGACUGACAAGUUCACGACCUAUGCAGAAGUACAUAGUGGUAUCUCUGCCCUCGUCUGCCUCUUCCUCUUUGGAGACUAAGAGCUCUGUGCUAACAACCUCAAUUUCCUCAACCCCACUAGAAGCAGGGAUGAAGCUAGACCGGUCUGAGUCUCCUGGAGCGAGCACACAGUCGCCACACUAAGACUUGUAUAGGUAGUGGAGAUUUUUACCAUGUUGGUGCAGCUGAACACACAAGGAGGUUUGUUUGGGCUGAACUUAAAGGGGUAAACUCUGGAGUGGUAUGAAGGGGAAUAUCUGAACUCUUGACUGACAAAGAGCAAAUGUGACCAGACAUAAAUAUGUUAAUUCCCUAUGAAAAUGGAGGUCCAUCUGUGAGAUCUGUAAUGUUUCAGCUGAUAUUCUAAUUGAUUUCAUGUGCUUUUUUUUUUUUUUUUUUACUCUAAAAUAAAUCAGAUUUUGUAUGAAA
This is a messenger RNA of Siniperca chuatsi (mandarin fish), 2662 nucleotides long. It is a transcript of the gene taf6, whose product is annotated as TAF6 RNA polymerase II, TATA box binding protein (TBP)-associated factor. Gene Ontology annotation, cellular component: transcription factor TFIID complex; SAGA complex; SLIK (SAGA-like) complex. The transcript has 15 exons. NCBI's taxonomy places the organism in Eukaryota, Metazoa, Chordata, Actinopteri, Centrarchiformes, Sinipercidae. Gene Ontology annotation, molecular function: RNA polymerase II general transcription initiation factor activity; protein heterodimerization activity; transcription coactivator activity. Gene Ontology annotation, biological process: transcription initiation at RNA polymerase II promoter; RNA polymerase II preinitiation complex assembly. The record is from RefSeq and is a predicted model, not a curated record. The coding region runs from base 461 to 2377 and encodes 638 amino acids.